UGGCGUUCACCACGGCGGAGAACAUCAAACCUACUGUGUGCAGGGUGGUCAUCUACCUUCAGAGGGACAUGUCGGGAGAGAGCUGCCUGCACCCACUUCGGCCCCAGGCCGACCCCAUCCUCCCGGUCUCCUCUUCGGUUCUCUGUCCCAAGACCACCAGCCCCGGCCAGCGAGGUAGAGCCGGAGGCAAAUAUGUCCGCCUCAACGUGGGUGGAGCGCUCUACUAUUCCACCGUACAAGUGCUGACGCAGCACGACACGUUGCUCAAAUCCAUGUUUAGCGGCAAGACCGAGGUCUUCACCGACAAAGAGGGUUGGAUUUUGAUCGACCGCUGCGGGAAACACUUUGGUCUGAUCCUCAGCUACCUGCGCGACGGAGUUGAAACCUUGCCCAAGAGCAAGCAGGGCAUCAUGGAACUCCUGGCUGAGGCAAAGUACUAUCAGAUCCAGGGGCUGAUGGACUUGUGUCAACAUGCACUUCAGGAUAAUAAACAGAAAGCUCUGUGUGUCAUUCCAGUCAUCACGUCUCCAAAAGAAGAAGAGAGGGUAAUACAAGGAUGUACAAGGCCUGUUGUAAAGUUACUUUAUAAUCGAGGCAACAAUAAAUAUUCCUACACCAGCAACUCUGAUGACAACUUACUGAAGAACAUUGAACUCUUCGAGAAGCUCUCACUGAGCUACAACCGACGCGUGCUGUUCAUCAAGGACGUGAUUGGCGACGAGAUCUGCUGCUGGUCUUUCUACGGACAGGGCCGCAAGUUAGCGGAGGUUUGCUGCACGUCCAUCGUCUACGCUACUGAGAAAAAGCAGACCAAGGUGGAGUUUCCCGAGGCGAGGAUCUACGAGGAGACGCUAAACGCUCUGCUCUACGAGACGCUACCGGUUCCGGAUAACUCUUUACUGGAGGCUACACGCCGCAGAGCCCACUGCUGCUCACACAGUGAAGAGGACGAGACUGUGGAGCUGAGAGAGCGGGUGCGUCGCAUUCACGUUAAGAGAUACAGCACCUAUGAUGACAGACCGCUGGGACAUUAACCUGGACUGAGGACUGAUUUGUUCUUUUGUUCUAAAUAUCCUCUUCACAAGUGCCUCUGGUUUAGUCUGUGGGUAAGAGCCAUCUAUAUAUAUAUACCGAUCAGCCAUAAUAUUAAAACCACCUCCUUGUUUCUACA
Messenger RNA from Trichomycterus rosablanca, 1171 nucleotides. It is a transcript of the gene tnfaip1, whose product is annotated as tumor necrosis factor, alpha-induced protein 1 (endothelial). The record is from RefSeq and is a predicted model, not a curated record. Gene Ontology annotation, cellular component: Cul3-RING ubiquitin ligase complex. Lineage: Eukaryota; Metazoa; Chordata; Actinopteri; Siluriformes; Trichomycteridae. The transcript has 6 exons. Gene Ontology annotation, molecular function: protein binding; ubiquitin-protein transferase activity. The coding region runs from base 69 to 1034 and encodes 321 amino acids. Gene Ontology annotation, biological process: negative regulation of Rho protein signal transduction; protein homooligomerization; proteasome-mediated ubiquitin-dependent protein catabolic process.